AUGAACAAUCGACCAGUCGAACAGGCGUUGGCCACAUUGGUGCCAACGCAUGCCAGUGAUCUACCCCAGGAACUUCUCAGCUAUGCGAUGUCCCUGGUUGCGCAAUCUCGGAGCUUCUCGGCCAGUCUGAAGCCCGAAGAGGAGAUCGCGCGUCCGUACGCCUGUGCGGAGAUUGCCUGUAGAAGAAUGAGCCGCACCUUGAAGCUUCCCCCGCUCCUAGGACGUGCGCCAUGUCCUCCGCGCGUAUACAAAAAGCUUUACUCAUACCUCGAUCGAUCUCUAACAGCAAGCUCAGUCGGAAUCAAACGAUCAGCAAGUGGAUCUGUCGCUGGAUCUCCUUCACGCGCUGGGUCUGCGCAGACAACGCCUACCAAAGUCAGGAACACCCCUUCCAAGGCGGUAGCUCCCACGCCACGAGGACUCCAAAACACCCCCUCGAAACCUACACCUCUGAAGCGGAGUAUGAGUACGGCUAAUCAUCUUGAGAGCCCUUCAAAAUCAGCAAGGAAGGUUGCAACUCCUCGACCUAAAGAAGUCACUGGCUCCACUGUCAUCCCCGAUGCGCCUGCUUGGGUGAUGACGGCCAUUCGGACUGUAUGCAAGAUACUUUCGACACCCGCACCGCGCACAAAUACCUGGUCUCGACCUCCAAUUUCAAGAACUCUUCCUCCCCACAUCUUCUCUGGCGUGUCGUCCAUUCUUUACCUCACUUCGAGUAUGUCCAAUGACGAAGCUGGAUGGGAUGAGGAGGCAUUGGGAUUCCUGGAGCCAAUUGUUUCCAUCAGCGGCUCAGAUAAGGAUGAUGACUUCAAAGAACUGGUAUAUGCUCUGGCUGUGGCUGUAUACUUCCUUGUCCUUGCACGUCGACGCAAUCCCGGGCCAGAUGAAGAGGCGAACAUCGAAACGCAGAAGAUGGACAAGAAGACAUUUAUUGAAAUGCGCCAGACUGCGUUAAACAGUCUUGGUCUCACUAACGAUCGGCGGCACCGUGACGACGUGGACCAGUGGAUUGCUCUGAUCAUGGAGCACGGCUGGGCCAAUGGCCAGGAAUGGUUCGAGAACAUCGCCUACGCUGGGCAACUCUUUGGGGAGGACGAGGAAGGAAAGUCUUACCAGGACUUGGAUCAGGAAGAUGCCAUACUCAGGGGUGUCAGACCACCCAAGCGUUCAUCCGCAGCUCAGGGCACCUCAGCUUCACAGCCCGAUCACCCUCCCCGAGAUGGUCUUCUGCCUGGCUUGGGAACAAUGAUGCAGGAUCGUGUUGACUGGUUGAGUGAUGAGCGUCGAGAAGAAUAUGUAGAUUGGAAGACGGAGCUCAUGACCCGCAUCCAAGGUGCAGCGGCAUAA
This is a messenger RNA of Penicillium salamii, 1347 nucleotides long. The record is from the annotation of a GenBank genome assembly. Lineage: Eukaryota; Fungi; Ascomycota; Eurotiomycetes; Eurotiales; Aspergillaceae.